Molecule: messenger RNA, 301 nt
Organism: Aspergillus glaucus CBS 516.65
Lineage: Eukaryota; Fungi; Ascomycota; Eurotiomycetes; Eurotiales; Aspergillaceae
Exons: 2
Source: RefSeq, a predicted model, not a curated record
AUGCCUCCUACCUUCUUCGUCUCACUUGUCGCUAGCGCCCAGGCUCCAGCUAUAAACAUAAAUAGCCCCUCGUCGCUCCCCGAAUUCUUUCCUCCUACACCUACCUCGUACCUGCCAGUUCUUGCAGCAGACACCGUCAUGUCACCCAGCGACAACGACGGCGGUCUGAAUAACUGCCUACACUCGUUCUUUCCUCCUCCCUCCCACCUCCUCGUCCUCCUCGCUCCUUCCUCACUCUACCACUUCCUUCUAGACUUGGUAUUACUCUCCUGCUCGUGUCAAGGCCCCGCGGGCAAGCCCA